AUGGCAGACAUGUUGCAUAAGGCUAUUCAAGCAAUGUCGUUGGAAGAGGAGGAACCGCUUACGCUCCCAGACAGCCCCAGAUUCCGAGUGUAUGAUGAGAAUGAAACUAGUUUGCUGGGUUGUUUGUUGAAUCCUGACUGCCAAUCAAUGCGUGAAGAAGAUCUUCAAACGGUGUUGAAGGAUAGACCAUGGUCCUAUAACCAUUGGGCCAUGGUGAUUGAUCGAUGGACUCCAAACCCACCCGAAGAUUUCCUUCAACACAUGGAGUUAUGGAUUCGUAUCCGCCACAUUCCUGUGAAUCUGUUCACAACAGAUACGAUGUAUGCUUUGGCUAAGGAAGUGGGCAAGGUGGAGGUGAUUGCGUACGAUCCUAAAGUUUCUCAAACCAAAGAUUAUAUCAGAGCUAAGGUUCUAUUAAAUGUUGACAACCCAGCGAAGGCCUCCAGGAAGCUUACUGUCUCUAAAGAGUCGACAGUAACAAUUGAGUUCAAAUAUGAAAAGAUUCAUAAACGUUGCUUUCACUGUCUUCGUCUUACUCACGAAAAACUUCGAUGUCCUCUUCUAAGGAGAGGAACUCAUAAUGGCAAGAUGAUGACACAAACACCGCGUCCUGUGACUGUGGCUCCUCUAGUUACAGAUCCGCUUGAAGGGCCACCGGGUUUCCCUAUAUUAUUUCCGGAAUUGUCAAAAGAAGAUAUGAAGAUGGCUAUGUUGUACAUCUCUCAUGCUGAUGAGACUGAAAGAAGAGCUAGGAUACAGCGUGUGCAACAAGGAUUCAAAGAGAACAAAGCAGAGUCUUCGAUCAGGUUGACAAAAAUCACCAAGGAACUAGACAAAGGAAAGUGGCAUGUUUUCUCCUAUCAGGAUCAUGGUUCAGACAAGUUCAGGAGCUCGGGGUCUGGUCAGAGAUCUUACUCUAAGCUAACCAUUUGCGAUAAGGAGGAAGGAGAUACAGACUCUUCUGCUUCGUAUCUUUCAGCUUGCUCAAAACCUGUUCUUCCUACGGGUUUUCGGCUUGGCCCUUCUUCGGGAGGGCGAGUCUCCGGGACCCAGGGGACGAGCAAGGCUUCAAGGAGACGGCCUUCGUCCUGGAAAAGGAAAGUCUUUGCAAACUCCAAUCAAACGAUCAUCAACGGUGCUCCAUUGUCUUCUUCCAAAGCCGGCAGCACCAAAAGGAAACCAACUCCUCUUGUUCCUGCAGAAAACAUGUCAUUCAAAGUCUCAGACUAUACGGUGGCUUCGGUUUUGAAGCCACUGCCUUCCCAAUGA
This is a messenger RNA of Brassica oleracea var. oleracea, 1269 nucleotides long. RefSeq lists its product as uncharacterized. The record is from RefSeq and is a predicted model, not a curated record. Lineage: Eukaryota; Viridiplantae; Streptophyta; Magnoliopsida; Brassicales; Brassicaceae. The transcript is spliced from 2 exons. The coding region runs from base 1 to 1269 and encodes 422 amino acids.